Messenger RNA from Penicillium oxalicum, 1128 nucleotides. RefSeq names its product RasGEF domain-containing protein. Bases 1 to 1128 code for a protein of 375 amino acids. NCBI's taxonomy places the organism in Eukaryota, Fungi, Ascomycota, Eurotiomycetes, Eurotiales, Aspergillaceae. Gene Ontology annotation, biological process: small GTPase-mediated signal transduction. The transcript is spliced from 3 exons. The record is from RefSeq and is a predicted model, not a curated record. Gene Ontology annotation, molecular function: guanyl-nucleotide exchange factor activity.
AUGGAUGCGAGAGAAUUUCGCUUGUCGGUUCAGAUCCCCUCCGCGUCCUGGCCCCUGAGCAAUUGGGCAGCAGACAGGGCUCAUGAAAUGGACAAUCUGGAUGGCAUUCCGCAGUUAUCGCCACUCAAGCCACCAUAUCGCUUCAUGCACACAGAUUCUCCUUGUGAUAGUUGGAUGAUCUUUUCCCCUGGUGAAGAUAGACAGCAUGUCACCAUGCAGCUCCUACGAGAUAGCUGGGUCAUGUUCAAAAACAUCCGCUUAGAAACAUGGGUAGAGCAGGUCAUAGGCUUACCCGCCGCAUCCCUCGUGAUCCUUGAAACCUUCCAUGAUCGACUGGCUUUUUCGCUGUUUACUUUUUUGCAUCGAUUUCCUCAUGAAGCCACAAAAUACCAUGAAGCUAUUGGGCGUACAGACUACUUUCUGCACCAGAGUGUUCGCCAUGCUCUCGAAAGAGCUGAAAACGGACCUGAGUAUCAAAGCCUUCAACUCGACGCUUCAUUGAUUCUGGACCCUUUGAAAAGCUUGAUCUCCCGGCCGGACAAGGACAUACUUGUCCGAUUGUCCGCACUUGAAGUUCGUUAUCGACGUUUCCGCACCAGUCCUGAGUUUGCUCGAGGGGAUCACUUCUCUGUGGAUAUGCCUUUCCUUGUGUUGAUGACUGAGCAUCCUGUGAAGGCGGUGGCAGCACGACUCACGAAGGCGGCAUUGGAAGGCUUCUUAGCGCUCUGUGUGACCAAUUUGGUGGAUUACGCGGGGCCAGUCCGUUUGUUAGGGAAGGCGUGGGAUCAACUGUCUCAGGAUGCCCGGGAGCUCGCUGCUGUAGAUUCGGUCCACCAGAAACUGAUCUUACUCGCCAAGCGCCUGUUAAGACUAAACAAUUUCUUCACCCUCACCGCGAUCUUGACUGGUCUUCGUCUCGCUGGAAUUCCUCUCGAGCCCACACUGGCAAACUUUAUCGAUCCAUCGGAUAAUCACCGUACGUACCGACUGCAACUGCACAAAGAACCAUCGCUGCCAUUUUUGUACCCUUUGAUGAUUGACCUGAGAAGAGGCAAUAACAAGGCUCUCAAGCCAAUCUUCAGUUUUCUUGCUUACGAUGGGGCAUUCAGGGAUGAUAUCAGAGUGUAA